Molecule: messenger RNA, 4885 nt
Organism: Sardina pilchardus (European sardine)
Lineage: Eukaryota; Metazoa; Chordata; Actinopteri; Clupeiformes; Clupeidae
Gene: ppp6r2a
Product: protein phosphatase 6, regulatory subunit 2a
Exons: 24
Coding region: 529-3426 (965 amino acids)
Cellular component (GO): cytosol; nucleus
Molecular function (GO): protein phosphatase regulator activity; protein phosphatase binding
Source: RefSeq, a predicted model, not a curated record
CAUUUUGAAUCGAAAAUAUGACCGAUUUUUUUCCUGCCUUGCAUGUGUAAGCCAGAGUGGGACAAGCGUUGGCGAUCAGUAUUUAUGCAACGAUACAUACAACCAGUAGAAGUUAAGUUAAGUAAAUAGUGAUUGUAUGUCGCAUUCAGCCGAAAGAUAGAUGGCUUUACUCCUUCAGAGGAAGUAGCGUUUAACUAUUGGCUGUAUUUAUCACAGGGAUAAAUUGCUAGCUGGCUAGUUAGCUUGACAAGCAAAACAAAUCACAGUUCCUUCGCUGGCAAGCUAACUAAUCAAGUCGACGAAGAGUGCUGUUGGAGGGUUAUGCUGAGUGCUGAGUAGUGGUGGGCCGUGGUGCUGGAGCGCUGGUGACUGUGAGCGAGCGGAGCGGAGCCCCAUGCUGGUGACCGCCUGGCCCCACAGCGCUCUCCGCAUUCUGCACCUCAGAUGCCUGGCUGUCUGCGCGCGGCCUCUCACUAAGGAUCUACACAUUUCACCAGCUGGUCAGUACUUCCUGCUGCAGCCGCCACCAUGUUCUGGAAGUUCGACCUGCACAGCACCUCGCACAUGGAGCAGCUGCUGGAGCGCGAGGACGUGACGCUGCACGAGCUGAUGGAGGAGGAGGACGUGCUGCAGGAGUGCAAGGCCCAGAACCGCCGGCUGCUGCUCUUCCUCUCCCAGGACCAGUGCAUGCACGAGCUGGUGGGCCUCAUCACACAGGAGCCCCCCACUGACCUGGAGGAGAAAGUGCGCUUCAAGUUCCCCAACAUCGCGUGCGAGCUGCUGACGGCGGACGUGACGGUGAUCAACGACAAGCUGGGCGGCGACGAGGCGCUCCUGGAGAAGCUGUAUGCCUUCCUGGAGCAGGAGCCGCCACUCAACCCGCUGCUGGCCAGCUUCUUCAGCAAGACCAUCGGCAACCUCAUUGCCCGCAAGACCGAGCAGGUGAUCUCGUUCCUGAGGAAGAAGCACAACUUCAUCAGUCUGGUGCUGAACCACAUCGACGCGUCGGCCAUGAUGGACCUGCUGCUGCGCCUCAUCAGCUGCGUCGAGCCUGCCCCGCUCCGCCAGGAGGUCCUCAACUGGCUGAACGAGGAGCGUCUGAUCCAGAGGCUCACAGCACUUAUACACACAGGCAGAGAUGAGGAGAGACAAUCCAACGCGUCCCAGACCCUCUGUGACAUCAUUCGCCUCAGCAGAGACCAGGCCAAUCAGUUGGCCGAGGCCGUGGAGCCCGACCCUUUACUCGCCGUCCUGGAGUCGCAGGAGAACGUGUCGGAGCUGCUGAAGACCAUGUUUGAGGGGGAGCGGACAGAGGCAUCGGUCGUCAACGGAACUCAAGUGCUACUUACAUUACUGGAGUCACGGAGGACAGGGCUUGAGGGGCUAAUGGAUCUGUAUUCUCAGGGAAGUGAACGGUCGUACACUGUCAGCGGCAGUAUUUUGCGUGCUAUUGAGCCUCAUCUUAAGGACUUCCAGCAACUUCUACUUGACCCUCCCAAGAAAAGUGCAAUAUUGACGACGGUGGGCGUUCUGGAGCAGCCCCUGGGUAAUGCCCGUCUGCACGUGGCGCGGCUGGUAGCCGCUCUGCUCCAGACCAGCGACGCCAGCCUCUGCCAGGAGCUCUGCCGCCUCCACAUCAUGGACAAGCUGCUGGAUCUCUUCUUCAAGUACACCUGGAAUAACUUCUUGCACUUCCAAGUGGAGCUGUGCGUGGCGUCCAUCUUGAACCACUCCGGCCCCUGUGACUCCCUGGCCCUGGCCUCCGCGGCUGCGCCGGGCCUGCAGAACCACCUGGAGCAGGCGCCGCCCGCAACCACCUCCGCAGCCUCCGCCGACACAGGCUCUGCUGCCACCCCUGCCCCUACCACCACCACCACCUCCCCUACUCCCGCCCCCACCGCCCCUACACCCGCCCCUGCCCCUGCCCCUGCCCCCGCCCCGGCUAAUGCCGCCAACGCCGACGCGGCCACCUCCAGCCCUCCCGCCGACGGCGAGGCCAAAGCGCCGCUGAGCAGCGUGGCCGAGCCCCCCGCCCAGACCUCCGUCCACGACAUGCUGGUGGCACACCUCUUCCAGCAGUGCCGUUUGGUACAGAGGAUUCUGGAUGCCUGGGAGGAGAAUGACAAGAUUCAGUCAGAAGGUGGCGCCAGGCGGGGCAACAUGGGUCACCUGACGCGCAUCGCCAACACGGUGGUGCAGAACCUGGAGAAGGGCCCCGUGCAGUCCCAGAUCAGAGAUCUCAUCAAAGGGUGUGAUAAUGGGUGUCAUCUUGUUGCAGAGCUGCCAGAGGACUGCAGGGGGCGCUGGGAGAGCUUUGUUGGGGAGACACUGAGAGAAACAAACAGGAGGAACACCGUAGAUCUGGUGAGCACUCAUAACCUCCACUCAUCCAGUGAGGAUGACGACAUGGAGAGUCCAUUCCCCAAUGACCUGUCUAUCCAGCAGGCUUUCUCAGACUAUCAGAUCCAGCAGAUGACUGCCAACUUUGUGGAUCAGUUCGGCUUCAAUGAUGAAGAGUUCCACGAACACGACGAAAACAUCAAUGCUACAUUCGACCGCAUUGCUGAAAUCAACUUCAAUAUCGAUGCGGAAGAAAAUAGUGCCAAUGCAGCUGCCUUUGAGGCAUGCUGUAAGGAGAGGAUACAGCAGUUUGAUGACUGUGAGGAGGAAGAGGAGGAUAUCUGGGAGGACAAAGAGAUAAACUAUGCAACACAAGUUAAAUCUCGAUCCAGGUUCGGAGUGUGUCUGUCGUCAGACGGAGCCUCUAAAGGCGCGCUGAAGAACGGCGGGCGAGGGGGCCGCAGGUCGGCCUCUGAUGAGGAGGAGGAGGAGGGGCCAAAACAGACCGCCACCCACUCUCCCUCCCCCAAAGGGCCAGAAGCUCCAGAGACGCAGAGUCCAGGCUGGACAGCCACGUUUGGCGAUGGGGACACGAGUGGUGUGUGUGUGGGCUCCAGCCCCUGGGGCACCCCCUCCUCUGAGCCGAGCGCUCCCAACACACAAGACACCGGCUGGGCCAACUUCACAGAGUUCCAGCCCUUCAGCAGCAGCUCAGACAGCAAAGAAACAGGUGCCCAGGCCAAACAGACCCCCGACAAAAACACGGGCUCGGGUGUGUGGGAGGUGUGUGGCGGGGCCAGGAAGGCUCCUCUGGUGGCCUCAGACAGCAGCAGCUCCGGGGGCUCCGACAGCGAGGAGGAGGGAGAGGAGGCACGCACUGGAGACAAGAGCGCCGCCAAGAGUGAGGUACAGGUGCCCAUAGAGAAGCUGAGUGUGUCGGACAGUCCCCAGAAGGCGGAGUCGGGGGCCACACCUCAGCCCCCUGCAGCAUCACCCCCCGCUGCAGCCUCCGAGAACAUCACUGUGACAGACAAGAAAGUUGAGUGGCCAUCAUCAGGUGGACCGACGCCCAAUGGGCCAGUUUGAGCUGAGCUGGGCAGUGAGUGGAGGGUCGAGGAGGGAGAUGCCCUCUUCACCCAGCCCUUCCCCCCUCCCCAGCAACACAGCCUCCACCACCACCACCACCAACAACAACAACAACAACGACGACGACAACAACCACCACCACCACCGUCAAGUUUCUCUGUCUGCUUCCGUCUGUCCUCCCCCGUGGAAAACAUGAAAAACGAAAAUAAAAAACAAAAAGGAGAAAAAAAAAGAAACCUUGAUGCCACUUGUGGUGUUUUCGCUUGACCAUGCGGCCUCACCAGUGGGCCUGGACACUGCCAAUCAGCCACUUAUCCAUGGAGGAGAGGAGAGGAAGCCGGAGCGCCGCCCUGCGACCCCCAACCCCCCCCCCCCCCCAAACCCCCUCUCCUGUGACCCUUGACCUCAGUGACCCCUACCCAUCCCAGCCCCAACCCAACCGACCUCAGAGCGGAGCUCCCUAGAGUUUUAACCCUUUCUAUGAGAUAUGCACAGUUUCAAUGUAGCAGCAGUGGAAAAAAAAAACAAAACACACACAGCGUUGAGUCUAAAGGCGUGCCGUCACGGGAUUCAACACGACACGUUCUCAUCACGACCUUCCGUUUUACACUCUUAUUUUGAAAUGUUUUUGCCUCCCCCCUGGACUUCCUUUCUCUCUCUCUCUCUCUCUCCCUCUCUCUCUUUUCCCCAUUCUCUUUCUCCCUAUUCUGUUUGCUCCUUCUCUCCAUCUCUUCUUUUUUUGCUUCCUCUGGUUGUUUAUGUUCUCAGUUAAGCACAGGUUGCUCCACCUCAACACUGGUCAUCACCACCAAUAGUAAUCAGGACCCUCCCCACCCCCCUUUCCCCAUACCAAAAACAGGCCUGUUUAGCCCAGUGGAAUCAUGUUCCCCUCUUUAGAACCCAAUCAGACGACAGCGCUUUAAGAAGCACUUAUGCAACGCUCUCUUUGCUGUGUAUGUAAGCACAAGAAACAAAACGAAAUGAAAAGAAAAAAAAAAAAUGAAAGUAUUAUUUUUAAAGAAAAGAAAAAUAAAAGAAAAAGUUUGGCCUCUGGCCCUACACGUGAGCAGUGGAGCGCUUCAGGUGUCCGACUGGGACAAGGCGGAGUGUCCACAUCUUCAGAUUUGGAAUCAGAUCGAUGAAUGUGUUCAAGUGCUUGUUCGAGUCAGGUGAUAGAUUUUGGGGCCAACUCUCGAGAUGGGUCUCUCUCUUUCUCUCUCUCUUUCACUCACUCUCUCUCUCUCUCUCUUUCACUCUCCCUUUCUUUCUUUCUCUCGCUCUCAUUCUCUCACUACUUUUCUCUGUCUCAAGAGUUCAGCUUCCUUAUUAUCAUGUGCAAUAAUAACUUCUUUUGCCAUUUUUAUCCAAGGCGAGUUGAUUUGAUAAGUUGGCCUUCUUGGUGGCAAGUACAAAAAAAAAUAUUUUGACAGUUCAGGUUUUAAAAAUUUUUUCUCUUCUU